This is a messenger RNA of Strongylus vulgaris, 783 nucleotides long. The record is from the annotation of a GenBank genome assembly. Lineage: Eukaryota; Metazoa; Nematoda; Chromadorea; Rhabditida; Strongylidae.
GGAAAAAUGCAAAAUUAAUGGCAUGCUCUCGAUUUCCUGUUAAGGUAUUGGAAACAACUCUCCCCCGAAUCAGCUUCCACCGGAAGUUAGGAAUAUUACUUUGACCAUAGAGGGUAAAGAUGAAAAACAAAUACCUUUGGUAAAAAGCGGCGAUCGAUUUGUUGCUGAAACACUUUUGUCAAUGAAAUUGCUCACCGAAGUAAUGGAAACGGUGUCGACUCUUAAAUUGAGGGUUACCCUAACAAUCCCUCUGUCAUAUUUUGAUCUGGAUAAGAUGAUAGAUCUGAGCCUGAAACAGCCUAGUACAACCCCAGCAGCUGAAAAAGUCCUGUCAACAAUAAUGGCAGGUGAAAAACCUCCAGCUUUUGAUUGGGUGAUUACUGUAGCUGAAGGGUCACCACGAGAAUAUUUUGUGCACAAAAAAGUGCUCGCAGAUGCAAGUCCCAUUUUACAGGUGCUUGUUCACACACAUUCAUCCCUUCCUAGUGAGCAUCUUUUAAUGAUAUCUCAUGAAGAUAGAUUUAUUCUCACCUCUACCCAUGCUGUUGACAUGAAAGCGGUAGCGCAUUGUUCUGGUCAUGCAAUAAUUCUUUACGAAGAAGCUCAUAUUCAGAUUCUGACAUAUCUUUACCUACGUCAGUUCAUACUUCCUCCAUUCGAUACCUUCGCUCGUGUUGGACGUACACUUUGUGCGCUUUUCCCUAAGGAAAUUAUUGAGAAGUUCUUCGAUUACUGGCAGGUCGCAAUCGUACGAGAUAUACUGAAAUUGGAUGAACUUUGACC